AGAGCAAAAACUAUUACUCCAAUGUUACCAACUUCAACACCACCUCAUGAGCAGAAGAAUUUAUGUGAAAAUGAAGAUACACAAUAGAAAUAAGUUCACAUUAAUUAUUUAUUAACCACUCAGCAGUAACCGACAGAUAUAUCUGUCAAGGGCGAUCGUGUGGCAGUGGUGAAGGACAGAUAUCGCCAAAAACUACUGCGAAAAAAAAUUCACAUAAAAAGGAAUUAUGUAACAAUAAAAAAGACUUUUCUUUACUAGUCAUAACUGUUUACAAAAUCUUUUUCCAAAACGGUAAUGAGAAAAAAACACAUGGAAAAAAAUUUUAAAAAUUUCCCACAUUUAUUCUCCACUAUAUAGAGAUAGCAACAUACCUUACUAACCCACUGCUGAAAGGUUAAGAAUUUAUUAUUUAUUACUGGCUAAAGACUGACUACAACACUACCCCACAACUGGCAAGAGCAGAAUCCAAGCAAAAUUUAAAUUUUAGAUGUAAGGUCAAAUUGUCUGUAAGUUGAAUGUUUUUAAGUAGAGGAGCUCCUGUAUAUGCCAUGCUAGGGUAAAAGCACAAGUUAGCCAUGAACCAUGGAGGGACUUUGAAACUAAAGUUAACUUCAUUCUGUGCUUUGAGUGUCUUGUAUGGUUAUAUCUAAAUUAAUUAAUUACUUUGGAAGUAAAAAUCUGACUGAGGUCUGGGUAGUGUAACUAGCAGUAUAUCUUCAUGGUAAACAGGAGUUGUGGAUUUGAGUCCUGCUCUGGGCUGUUCUGUUCUGUUCUUCAGAAUAUUUUAAAUGUAAAUAAAAAAUUAAUUUAUUUCUAAUUACAGGUAUCCCUCAUACAACACGGUACUUCUACAACAUGGUUUGAAAAUUGGAGAUAUUUCCUGUACAACAUUACUUCCAGUUUCACUGUAAAAUGGUUUUGAAAAUCUUCCAUACAAAAUUUUACAAUUUUUAAUCAUAAACUUUGUUAUUCAAUAUUUUUUUAUUCAAAUAAGUGCAUGUGUUUUCUCAAAUUUGCUCAUGGAUAUUAGAAUAUUGAAAUUUUCAAAUUAUAUUGUGCUUUUCGUCAGGUUUACUAUAAUGAAAAUGUAUAGUACAAGGAAGAGAAAAUUGCACUAACUUUCCUAUCAACCAGAUGAUGAAACUAAAUCAAACAAUAAAAAAUGAAUUCCUGAAAAAAAAAAUGAAAAAAUAAGAAAAUAAUGUUACUGACUAUUCAUUUCCUGUAUAAUGUAUUAAGAAGUAUCAGAAUUUCAAUACCAUCAUGAAUGAGCAAUCUGCACACAUAGUUGCUCCUCCAUAUUGCAUGCAGAAUCAGUCUGAAACAGAAAAAGAUGAAAGGUAUUUGGAAAAAAUUACUCAUUGGGAUACUAGGUCAUUUAGUCCUAAUUUUCCGCCAAGUGUCCACAUAGACUAUCCGACAAAAGAAGAAAGAAAAGAUAUAUCUCAAAACAAUGAUAGACAAUGGACAAUUGACUGGAGGUGCAGUAUUCCAAAUACUGUAAAUAUAGAUAUUAGAAAUGAAAGACAACUUCAAUUGCCUCAUUCAUCAUAUAUACAAAGUAGUAAUAACAAUAGAGAAUCUUAUGUAGUUACUUCUUAUUCACAUUAUAAUGAAAUUGAUAAUUCGAAUGAUGUGUCUGUUACUGCUUUACCAUCAAAUAAUCUAAAUCAAAUUUCUUCAACAGCGUUAGAACAGGUUUAUCCAAUUGAUUCAAAAUUACAAAUCAAAAAUAAAAAAUUUAUGAAACCUAAGUACUAUGUUGGAGAGACUGAUUGGAAUUACCAACCUCUUGAUUCUAGUGAUCAAAUAUAUGAACAGUAUGAAAAUGAAAUUGAAAAAAAUUCAGCAAUAAAUUUAUCAUUUACAAAUGAAGCACAAAUUUAUAAUAAACAGAAAGUGUCAAAUGAUCAGCAGAGAAAUCCAAUGGAAGUAAUUACUGAUGAUCAGUUUAAUAAUUGGAAUGUUCCGAAUAAUAAACCAUUGAUGGGAGAAAAUGUUGCGGCAAUGCCUAUUUUAGAAAAAAUAGAUAAAAAAUCAGCAUUAGAUGCUCUUCACAUUGAGAAGGCCAGUACUUUUAUGGAACUACGUACUUACACUCCUCCAACAGAAAGAGAGAUGCCAGUUUUGGAACAUAUGAUUGAAUCAUAUGGAGUUCAAAAUAAAUUUAAACAGUAUUCUAACAGAGGAAACUUUACUGAACUUAAUGUAGAGACAUCCUUAUAUGAUGAUAAUUAUGAUAAAAAAGCAAUAUAUCAAGACGUUGGUAAUAAUUUAAUGGUGCCAAACUCAAACACAUUAUAUUUACCUUGUCAGGAGAAAAAGAUCAAUCCGAGAACACAAGCUAUUCGAAACAUGAAGCGCAUGAGAACCUCCCUUUACACUCAAAAUCCAGUUCAACAAGAUAAGUAUGAGGAUGAUAUCAAUACAGAAGAUUUGCCGUUAGAAGAUAAUCUAUCAAAAAUAUAUCAUUCUCAUAAGAAAUAUAAAUUAAAAGAUAAAAAAGCAUCAUCUUAUGAAAAGAAUUUUUAUAAUGAUCAUUAUUUAAUGAAAUUUCAAGAUUUUUAUGUGUCAUCUGAUAUCAAUAUGGAUCAUCUUAAAAAAAUUGGUCAAGAAAAAUUAGCUUUAGAAAAAUUACCAGAAUCUGUAUUUAAUGAAUAUAAAGUUUAUGAUUAUUAUAAAACUGAAAGUACUGUUAUUCUUCCAAGUGAUAAAGAUUUUCCUCUAAAAAUGACUUUUAGGAUUAAUAGAGAAUGCAAUAUGGAUGCUUUAAAAUCUGAUAACUUUGAUUAUAAAAACAACCAAAAAUUUCCUCCUUUUCAUGUUGCUUCAAAUACUGCCGAAAAAAUUUCAAAGAAAAUGAUGAAAUCAAAAUAUUCUAUAAGUGAUAGCUCUAAUGAAUUCAAUGAUGUACAAGUUAGCAAGUUUACAACUUCCAGUAUGUCAAGUAAUUCACCACCAAUCAGAUUACCAUUAAAAUUAAAAAUUAAACUUCCAAACAAAGAUUUUCUAAAUUACAGACAAAGUGUAGUUGAAUCAGAUACUUCAGAUUCAUCUAAAUCUUAUGAAGUUAAACUGCGAGAGAGAAAAUGUUUGAGAGAGAGAACCUCUCUGCGUACAAAAAGCAAUCCGAGGCAAGUGGGUAAAAUGCGCACAAAGCGUUCGACUGUUGACUAUGGACCUGAUGCAUAUUAUCAUUUACUUAAUAUUGAUGAAUUGUGGGAUGUUUUGGAUGAUGAUGUUUCUGCAACAAAAAAGCAAACUAUGUUGGCAUAUCCGGAGAGUAAAAGAACUGAUCAAAUUGUAAGUGAUGAUUAUCAGUCACAAUCUAUAUUAAAUGCAUCACAGAAUAAUUUUCAGAAUACAUUUAAUUUACCGACUGCAUCAGCAGAAGUUCUAAGUUCCCAAGAACAGAUGUCCUCUUUUGAAUUUCAAACUCAAAAAGAAGAAAUGCGCACAGAAAUCAAAACAGAGAGUAAUGAUUCAUCAUCUGCUAGAAAAAGUAUUCUUGUAUCAACCAAAGGGGAAGAAAUAUAUGACUUUGUGUUGCAAGAAAAUAUGAAUGAAAAAACUGAAAAUUUUGUUUCUAAACAGUGGAAAAAAGAAAAUGAUUCAAUUCAUAGUGAUGUGCUACUUCAGAAUGUCUGUGAUAAUAAUCCUGAAGAAAAUCAAAAGUUUAAUACUCGCGACGAUGGUAUGUCAGUCAAAACUAAAUCAACACAUUCCGAGUUCUUAGAUUGCGAUAAACUUUCACACGACAGGAUUUCAUACGAAGGCAUUGCUCAGUCUGAUUUACAGGUCUUUCCUAUUACCAAAAACUGUUCGAAUAAUUAUCGGCAAUCUGUAAUAUUCCAGCAUGAAACGCAGGUACAGCCUUUAAUGUUACAGAAAGAUUGCAAGAGUUCAGAAAUGGAUUUAAGUAAUGAGACUAAAGAUAUGUUUCUUACUUGUGAUGAAAAUAAAAAUCAGUUGGUUUGUGAAUCAAAUAUUUCAUCCACAAAUUUAGAUAAUUUAGAAAUGUCAGUUUGUCAAAAAAUCUCACCACUAAAUCAAGAAAAAAUUUAAGUUGUUAUUGUUUUUAUUUUGACAAAAAAUUAAUCUGAAU
Molecule: messenger RNA, 4105 nt
Organism: Centruroides sculpturatus (bark scorpion)
Lineage: Eukaryota; Metazoa; Arthropoda; Arachnida; Scorpiones; Buthidae
Exons: 3
Coding region: 1264-4065 (933 amino acids)
Source: RefSeq, a predicted model, not a curated record